UUACAGAAUGUUGGUGUGGAGCUGCUAGAGAAAUCAGUGCCUAUCCCAGACACUGGUGAUGCUGUGGAGUUCUACAUCUGUGAUUCAGCCGGACGGGAGCCAUUUGCAGACGCCUGUGAGAACAUGUGGAAUCAGCCGUCGCUCAUGUGUGUGGUGUUUGACAUCACCAGCGAAGCCUCGUUCACCAGCUGCAGCCACUGGAUCGACAGGAUCAGAUCACACUGCAACGGGCAGCAGGUGCCAGGAGUGCUGCUGGGGAAUAAGAGUGACCUGUCGUCCAGGAGGGAGGUGGACGCCGCCGGCGCGCAGUCAUGGGCUCAGAGUCACGGGCUGGAGUAUCACGAGACGUCUGCUAAGGAGAUCGGUCAGUAUGAAGCUCCGUUCCUGAGUCUGGCUCGAGCGUUUCACUCGCUCUAUCAGGAUCAGAUCCAGAUCAUCCAGAGUCUGGUUUAAACUCACCAGCGCUCGUCUGUCUGUCGUGUGUUUGCUCUCUGAAAUAAAACUCGUUGUUCCUCUCCAAACAUGCUCAGUGUCUGAA
Messenger RNA from Sinocyclocheilus grahami, 538 nucleotides. It is a transcript of the gene ift27, whose product is annotated as intraflagellar transport 27 homolog (Chlamydomonas). The annotation marks the transcript as partial. Gene Ontology annotation, molecular function: GTPase activity; GTP binding. The transcript has 5 exons. NCBI's taxonomy places the organism in Eukaryota, Metazoa, Chordata, Actinopteri, Cypriniformes, Cyprinidae. The record is from RefSeq and is a predicted model, not a curated record.